AUGGAAGCAGAAGCCCAGGCUGCGGCGUCCAAGGUUGACAAGUCUCUCAGCAAAGAGGAAGCGUUAGAUAAUGCCCUGAUUGCGAUUGAUCUUUAUAUGAAUAUCAUAAAGAAUGUGAGUAACAAUGCUGAGAAAGUUAGACUGAGAAGCAAGUGCAAUCAGCUUCUUUCGAGGGCCGAAGAAAUAAAAAAGGCAUCGCAUUGGCAACCGUCAACAUCCAACAGUGCUUUCUUAAAAGCACCUCUGUCAAGUAGAGAAAUAUCAACACGCGAACAGAUCAUUUUGCUAGAGGGUUCCAAACUCCAUGGGUUCAUCUUUCCACCAUGGAAGUUGGAACCAGAGGAUACUGUUUUCGAGGAACCCGCGAAUGGAAACCCAUUUUACAUUGACUCGGUAGAUCUCAAACUCUCAGAAAGUCAAGAGGAAAUCUUUGCGGGCUGGAAGAGGCCAGCUGCGCUUUUAGAGGACCCCAAAAGUGAUGGGGAAUCGACAAAUGUCGACGACCUCCUCAUGACUUCUGGUCGUGAUGACAUUGAUUUAGUGCAAGACAUCACUACGGAUUGCUCGGUCGUUGCAAGUUUGUGUGCUGGAACGGCUCGAGGUCUAAAAGGCCAUGGCAGGCUCCUUGCGUCAAUUUUUUAUCCCUAUGAUAAUCUAAAAGGACGUCCGCGUGUCUCCAAAAAUGGCAAAUACAUCUUCCGUCUGAACUUCAAUGGCUGCUCUAGAAGGGUCACCAUUGACGAUAGGUUACCCUCGUCAAACACCUCCCGCUGCCUACAUGUCCUUGAUCGUAACAAUCCCGACUUACUCUGGCCCGCACUACUCGAAAAAGCUUAUUUGAAAGUUCGAGGUGGUUAUGAUUUCCCUGGAUCUAACUCAGGUACAGAUCUUUGGGUGAUGACUGGUUGGAUACCUGAGCAAGUUUUCCUUCAGAGCGACGAUUUGGAGCCAAUGAGUCUCUGGAAUCGUGUAUUCAUGUCGUUUGGGUAUGGGGAUGUUAUCAUUACGCUGGGGACCGGAAGCAUGAGUCGUAAAGAGGAGAAGGAGUUGGGUCUCGUUGGCGAACAUGACUAUGCUAUUCUCGAUAUGAAAGAGGUCGGACAUCAACGGCUGCUCUUGAUAAAGAAUCCUUGGUGCGACGGAAUGGUGUGGAAAGGGAAACUCUUGCUUCCAGAUGAGGGUGAGAGCAGCGACGAUUGGACACAAGGACUCGCAGCUGCUUUGCCCAAACAAACAAACACAGCGCCAGGAACUUUUUGGAUGAGCUUGGAGGAUGUUGCACAACACUUCGAGUCUCUUUACCUAAACUGGAAUCCUGGUUUGUUUAAAUUUCGACAAGAUCAUCACUUUUCCUGGAAAAUUCCUCUAGUUGGAAAUCCAGGUUCUUUCAUGCACAACCCUCAAUAUUCCUUCACAUCGCAGAAAGGGGGAACAGUUUGGGUCUUGCUUAGCCGUCACUUCGCCACCCAAGAGCAUGAUAUUGCGCUCAACAGCACGCCCAUACAUGGUACCUCAAAUUGCCUUGGAUUCAUCAGCCUCUAUGCGUUCUCAGAAACAUGUGGUCAGCGUAUCUACCUCUCGGAUGAUGCGCUCCAUCGUGGUGCCUAUGUAGAUUCCCCACAAACCUUGGCCCGCCUUGAAGUCGACGCUUCUACGACUUACACCGUUGUGUGUGCUCAGCAAGGCUUACCUUUGCCAAAGUACUCCUUCACUCUAUCAUUCUUCUCUCGAAGUCCUUUAGACAUAGACCUUUCCGCCGAUUCCCUACCACACUUCACAUCUCACGCCGGCUCUUGGACACCCAACACCGCGGGCGGAAACUCAAGCGCAUCAACAUAUCCUCUAAACCCUCAAUUCAGCAUCGACGUCCCCUCACCAACACCCUUAACUCUAAUCCUCGAAACCACAGAUCCAGAACUAGCAGUCCACGUCAAGAUAGUCUACUCCAACGGCUCCCGCGUAUCCUCAAUCACUAAAAAGGACAUCCUCGUUCACUCUGGGGACUACCGUCGCGGCUGUGCUCUAACCAAGAUCCCGCUCGUCGAAAAAGGUAAAUACACAAUCGUCUGCUCAACUUUCGAAUCUGGGCAAACAGGCGACUUCUCCCUCCGCAUCGGCUCAUCCAUUCCCUGCUCCGUCCAACCCAUCCCCGCCGAAACAGCAGGACGUCGCUCCACCCACCUCCCCAUCCUGAUCUUCCACCCUCCAACAGACCGUCUCCUCGCCCCCCUCACCAUCCACCGCCUCACCAAGAUCCUCUUCGUCGUGCGCUCCAUCACGCGCUCCUCGCAAUCCAGACCGCUGUUGAGGAUUAGUAUUGAGAGAGGCCAGGGACCGAACAAAACGGUGCUGGAUGUUAGUGGAAACGGCGAGUUCCAGGAUCCGCCGAUGGGGAUAAGGAGUCGGGAUCUAGAUUUGAGUCCGGGGAUGGGUGAGAGGGGGGGAUUGUGGGUUGUGGUUGAGAGACUUGGGGGGAGGGCGGGGGCGGAUCGCGUGGAGGUGGAGGUUUUGAGUGAUGAGAGGGUGGAGGUUGGUGCUUGGGGUGUUGGUGAGGGUUGA
Molecule: messenger RNA, 2559 nt
Organism: Glarea lozoyensis ATCC 20868
Lineage: Eukaryota; Fungi; Ascomycota; Leotiomycetes; Helotiales; Helotiaceae
Product: Cysteine proteinase
Exons: 5
Coding region: 1-2559 (852 amino acids)
Biological process (GO): proteolysis
Molecular function (GO): calcium-dependent cysteine-type endopeptidase activity
Source: RefSeq, a predicted model, not a curated record